Messenger RNA from Hylaeus volcanicus, 2606 nucleotides. RefSeq names its product cytosolic endo-beta-N-acetylglucosaminidase (gene ENGase). Gene Ontology annotation, cellular component: cytoplasm. Gene Ontology annotation, biological process: protein deglycosylation. Lineage: Eukaryota; Metazoa; Arthropoda; Insecta; Hymenoptera; Colletidae. Bases 431 to 2092 code for a protein of 553 amino acids. The record is from RefSeq and is a predicted model, not a curated record. Gene Ontology annotation, molecular function: mannosyl-glycoprotein endo-beta-N-acetylglucosaminidase activity. The transcript has 8 exons.
AUCCCUCUAGUACCACAAAUCGAAACUAACUUGAACAUGUAUUGGGGGAAUAGGUUAAGUUAUUUGUUAAUAAAUGGUGAAUUUAUUUACUCAAUUAUUAAAUUAAUUACAGUGUUCCACGUAAUUUGCUUGACUAUAUUUACUUCAAACUGGAUUUUUUCAUACAAUUCUUACAAGAUUUGGAAAAAUAUACGUUUUUAUAAGAAUGUACUUACUAUGUUAUCUAUAUCAACAGCUGGCAGAUAACAUUAUAAAAAAGUUACGUUUUAGUGAUAUGCAUGUUCCAUUUAUUGCAGUAAUUAUCAACAUAAUAGAUAUUCUCUGUUGUUAUAAUUCUUCCGGUGAUGUAAAUAGAAGGGAAGAGCUCCAUACAAAUGUUCUUGUUAGAAACUAGUUCAAAGUCAUCUGCGAAACAAUACAAGUCAGAACGAUGGAAGCCCAAGUCAUAGAAGUACAACCUUUCAAGACUUUGAAGGAGCUAUAUGAUAAAGUAAACAAUUUACAAUUAUGGCCACAUAUUAAGGAACUGCGGGAAUCGACGGAUUAUGUAUAUUGUGGUUCUGAUAUAAAUAUAUCAAACAUAUAUCUGAAAAAAGUUGAUAGAGAAAACCAACCUAAAACGUUACUUUGUCAUGACAUGAAAGGUGGCUACCUAGAAGACAGAUUCAUAGAUGGGUCAAAAUCUCAUGAUGCUUACCUUUUUUAUCACUGGAGUGUCAUUGAUACAUUUGUGUACUUUAGUCAUUACUUUAUAACGAUACCACCUUUCGGAUGGAUUAAUGCAGCUCAUGAUCAUGGAGUAAAAGUUCUUGGUACUGUAAUUACUGAAAGAGAAGGUAUUUGGGAGCCUAUACUUGAAUCCCAAGAGACAGCGAGAAGGUUUGCAGAUGCCUUAAUUCUGGUUGCAAAAUUUUAUAAGUUCGAAGGCUGGUUGUUGAAUGUUGAGAAUCAAAUUCAUAACAAUCUAGUUAAUAAUUUAAUAUAUUUCAUGAAAUACCUAACAGAAUGUAUUCAUACACAAAUUAGAGAUUCUGAAGUUAUUUGGUACGAUAGCAUAACUAAUAAUGGAGAGUUGAAUUGGCAAAAUGAGAUAAAUGAUAAAAAUGUAGAAUUCUUCUUAAAUUGCGAUGGCAUUUAUUUGAAUUAUAAUUGGACCCAGUCAAAGCUUUUAAAUAGUUAUACACUUGCAAGAAGCCACAAUCGUAAUGUGCAAGAUAUUUAUGUAGGGUUGGAUGUUUGGGGAAGAGGUUGUCCUGGUGGUGGUGGCUUCAACUCUUCAUAUGCUUUGGAAAAAAUACGACAACAAGGGUUGUCAGUUGCUAUUUUUGCAUCAGGUUGGACCCACGAAUUUUUCGGACCCAAAACGUUUCAUGAAUUAGAAACUUUAUUCUGGGCGCAACUGUUUCCUUAUUUGUACGUUCAUGUACCUAUUUAUGAAAAUGAAGUAUUCAAAACAUCCUUCUGCCAUGGAAAUGGUAGUUCUCAUUACCGCUAUGGAGAGGUACAAUUCGAGAUGCGUGUUGUAGAAGGAAAAAAUAUAUUUGAAAGAAAAUCGUUUUAUAAUUUAGCCAUGCAAAAGCCUCAGAUUUCUGUGCCUAUUCCACAUCUGAAAUUUAUGCACGUUCUUAGAAAUUCGGAAAACGAAGGUGAUAAGAGUCAGUGUUCGAAAAUGCCGAUAGAAUGUAUUUACGAAACAAAAAAACAUGCUAUUCGAAUAUUAAAAAACAUCGUAAACAUCGAAGAUAAAUCGUCCAUAUCAGACAUAAACUACUUUGAAUUUUGCGAUCAAUUCUCUUACGAGGGUGGUGGUUGUCUAAAAUUAAUAACGAAUGAUCCUAAAUUGUAUCACAGAUUAUUUCUAAUUCACAUUGAAUUUCAACAAGACAUCCAUGCAACUGUUGUAUACGAAGAAACGGGAUCACUCGAGGGAAACGCAAUACGAAACGAGCCGAUAUUGAUACUGGCUAACGAUACUGGCUUGAAAUCUAUCAUGUCAUACAGAUCGGAAAACGUCAACCCCAGAUGGAAAAAGUGGUUGCAUCAACUCAUAAUGGUCAUUAACAACCACAAUAGUAAAAAUACUUGGGCUUAACUUAGUGUCAAACUGCACACGGAUGUAGAAAGACACAUUUCGAUAGAUUAUAUAUAACGUCAAUAAUUUUAACGUGUUUCAACAACUGUAGUAUGUUAGAACAUGAUUCGACACUGUUGGUUAUCUCUCUGAGGUUGCUAUUUAUCCGGUAAAGGCUUUAUCAUCUAUUGUACUUUUGGCAGACCGUUGAAAUGUGUUCCAUCAUCAUAUCGAUGUUGUAGUCACAUGUUGGUUGAAGAACUCUAUUCUUGAUUUUGGUUCUUUUAAACAGGACUCGGUUUAUACGAACUUGAGAAUUCCAUCUUUCCUUCCAAACUAUGGCAUAUAUGCCUUUUUAAUCGACUUCGAAAUGAAGGAGGUUACUCAAUUCGACAUACAGGGUGUCCAUGCUAAAGUGUGACAGACGCAUAUUUCAAUAACUAUUGAUGAUACGAAAAAAUUGUUUAUAUGUAAAUUGCAGGAUACAAUGGGCUCUAUAUUGUUCCGUAAACGAAAAUUUUUUUAUAUUAUUAAU